Closterium sp. Naga37s-1 is the source of this 411-nucleotide messenger RNA. The record is from the annotation of a GenBank genome assembly. NCBI's taxonomy places the organism in Eukaryota, Viridiplantae, Streptophyta, Zygnematophyceae, Desmidiales, Closteriaceae.
AUGUCUACUUCAGUGGGUCAGCCGGCUGCAUCGUCUAAUAAUAAUGGCCAGGGCGAUCAGCCUUCACUACUUUUGAGCGUUCACCCAGGUGAAGAAAAGGCCCCUGAAUAUCCGGAAAGGGUUGCUAUGGAUGAGGAUGAACCCAGUGAGAGAAAGCGACUUUCUGGAGAAGAAGUUCCGGGUGGAAUGGAAGGCGAGGAUGAUGGCAGCGUCUACUCAACAAUCAAAUCAGGUCUCAGGAAGAUUUGGAGAAAUCUUGGCGGUUAUGAAACACUAGCACAUACUGAAUCUUAUGCUAAGGAAAGAGCAGCAGGUGCUCGCACUAACGUCAAGGCUCCUACUAUUGUUGGUCGAGUGCGUGAAGAGGUGGAAGCUGUUGCUGACGCUGUUCAAGGGGGAGUAAAGAGCUGA